CGUUGCUAGACGUGUAAAUAUAUUCUCGAACCCCGGAGUCUGUCUGCUCCAGCUCAGCACACUCCGUCAUGUCUUCUACUUUUGACGCUCUCAUUGCAGACCUCACUCGAGAUGCGUAUCGCGUGCAACCCAAGGAUGCUCUGCAAUACUGCGCCGACUGGUUCCAACGGAGGUUACAAGAGCAGCGCUCCAGGACUCGCGAUGCGCUUGCCAACCGUUUGACACCUGUGCGCGAUCUUCCUGCGGACCACUUCUUCGAUACGCCUCUCAGCCCGACUUCGUCUACUAUGGCAGGCUCCCCCUUCUCACAAUCAUAUUCCCAAGAACAUGCCCCUAUACCCAACAUUGGUUCCGUCUCUAGUCCUUUCGGGACACUCAACGUUCCUGGAAACGCACUACUUCCCGAUCGUUCCUCCAACGCGCACAACGUAAUCAGUCCGCCAACUUUCACCGUAAACAACGGGGAGGAGAUCUCACCUACUUCUCCCAACAAUCAUAAUCCCUUUGCUUCCUUCGCGAAUGGCACCAUCUCUCCUGAUAAUAACGACUAUCUACACCCGGGAAUGUCGACCAUUCUCGCGCGGCGAUCGUCCGUCAGCGCCGAGUCUAUUGCGGUUGACAGCGAACACGACGAACCUCUGCCUGUCUUUCAAAAGUCCCCAGAGCAAUUGAAGCGCAUUCUUGUCUCUGUAGGCAAGAGUCUUCUCUUCCGCGAGCUCGACGAGGAGCAGCAGACUGGUGUUCUCUUGGCGAUGCGGGAGACGCAAGUCGAACGAGACGAGGUGGUUAUCAGGCAGGGCGAUGUGGGAGAGUGGUUCUACGUUGUGGAGUCUGGUAUGCUUCACUGCUACAUCCGCGACGAGCCCCUACCUCCAGACUGGUUCAGCGAGAAGAAGACCGCUGGCGUAACGGCGAAGACUUUUGUGCAGCCGGGAUACCACCCGCAGUACGGCAGGAAGGUAGCGGAAUGUGGCGUUGGAUCUACAUUUGGCGAGCUAGCUCUCAUGUAUGGCCACCCUCGUGCCGCUUCGGUUGUUGCCAUCGAGCCGUCUACCUUGUGGUCACUGGACCGUAUAACCUUCCGGACGAUCAUUCUCAAGGCCGCUCACCGCCGGCGCACGAUGUACGAGCAGUUCUUGGCGUCUGUGCCUCUGCUGAAGUCUCUGGGCCCGGAGGAUCGCAGCAAGAUUGCGGACGCGCUUGGAAGCAGCAUUUACGAGGAUGGCGAGGCGGUAGUGAGGCAGGGCGACAUGGGUGAUACGUUUUUCUUCGUCGAAGAAGGUGAAGCCGUCGUUACCAAGACUAUAGAGGCGGAGGACGGGGAGAAGAAGGAUGUGCGGGUGGCACACCUGCGAAAGGGAGACUACUUCGGAGAACUGGCUCUUCUCCGGUUGGAACCACGUGCGGCGACAGUGAGCGCAAUCGUUCGGGAAGACUCGACGUCGCCGAAGCUCAAAGUAGCCGUCCUCGACGCGCACGCCUUCACUCGGUUGUUGGGUCCGAUUAGGGAUCUCAUGGAGCACAGAGCGUAUGGGUACCGUCGCUGAGUUUUCUUCUUGCUUUCCGGUUUUACUUGGAUUGGACACUUUCAAAUUAUUGUUGUAGUUGUAUUCUACUGUCUUGUAUCAUUUUGUUGUGUCCUUGCUGUCUUCAUCGUCUCUAACGCACCAGGAUGCAUCCUCCGAGACCCGUCUUCUGCAGUCCGCGCAACAUCGCUUCCGUCGGAUGAAUUUUAUCUUGCCUCAUCAUCUGUACCCUCGAAUCACUUUAGCGUGGUUUUGCCGCAACGUUACGAUGCCAACAAACACUCGUGUUCACCCGGUAGUACGCCGCUCACGUCCUCGGCAACGGAGUGGAGCAGAAACG
Molecule: messenger RNA, 1866 nt
Organism: Phanerochaete carnosa HHB-10118-sp
Lineage: Eukaryota; Fungi; Basidiomycota; Agaricomycetes; Polyporales; Phanerochaetaceae
Exons: 2
Coding region: 69-1547 (492 amino acids)
Biological process (GO): regulation of protein phosphorylation
Cellular component (GO): nucleus; cAMP-dependent protein kinase complex
Molecular function (GO): cAMP-dependent protein kinase regulator activity
Source: RefSeq, a predicted model, not a curated record